This is a messenger RNA of Linum trigynum, 3454 nucleotides long. Lineage: Eukaryota; Viridiplantae; Streptophyta; Magnoliopsida; Malpighiales; Linaceae. The record is from the annotation of a GenBank genome assembly.
UUCAUAUAUUUCUCAAUACCAUAUGCAUAAUAAAUUAUAAUAUAUCAUUUAUUGAUGAUUCACGAGGAAGAUUUUCGUUCUUACCUAUUUUCAUGAGGAGAAUCUCUCAUUCACCAUGUCCUCGAACUAUUGAUCAAUGCCAUUUGACCAAUUGCUUUCUUUCAUUAGGUAUCAAACCCCUUAAUUUUCCUCUUCCAUACCGUGAGUUCUUGCCCUACCCCAUCACAUGCAAUACAAGCCAGCUUUGUCUCCUUUCAAUUGCCACUGCGUCUCCACAUGCUUAACUCUUGGCCAUAUCGAACCAAUAGAAAUUCCAAAUGAGCAAACCAGAAUUCCCUCGCAUACACCACAGGCCAUUAUAAACACAUUAGUGCCUUCCAUAGUAUAUAAACACGAUACCCAUGUGAAUAUCAAGUGGAAGCUAGAAAACACAUUAAAGCAGAAGUCUCCUGAUUGGGGAAUUCUACCAACCAUAUGAACGCAUUCCAAGUUCCAAUGGAGUUCCCGUUGAACCAGAGAACGAGGAGGAGGCUUGGAUUUCAAAUAAAGCUUCAAAUAUUCGAAUGCACCAAGCCCUUAUUCCUCGUCCUAUUCCUCUCCUUCUGUUUCUCCGAGGUAACAAAGAGCACGCAAUCAAAUGUUGCCCUACCCGGAUUCAGAUUUGGUGGUUCAUUUGUCAACCAAACCCUUGAAAUUGCAACGACUUAGCAUGUCAUUCUUCUUUUCUGUUGUCCAGACAAAGCUCGUCGAGGGUAGCAUUGAGCUCUGUCUUCUCUAUUUAACGUUUCCCUCUGACUAAUUGCUUUAACAAAAGCUAACAGUAACAAUUAUUAAUAAAUAGAGCAAAUCUGAAAAGCGAGACACCUCACGCUUUCACUUCACCACGACUAGAGACUAUAUAUGAAUGUAAGGAAUAAGAAUGAAAUAUCAAUCUUUCAAGAUACGUGGAGAGGCAUGGCGCAAAUCGUCUCAGAGGAGCUUCCUUUCUUGCCGACAGGUACAAUAAGAGAGUUGCGUCCUCUUUGGGUUGCAACGAGAAGGAAAGCCUUGUCUGCACAGGCCGUAAGGAGCUUCCAUCCUUCGAUGUAACUCUCUCAUAAAACUUAGUUCCGUCAAUCGCGUUCCAAUUGAAGCCAGAUUCAGUAAUCGACUCUAUUCGGUAUACAUGACAGCAACCCAACGUCUUAAAAUUGUUAGAAACCGAUCAAGAAAUUUAGGGUUACCGAUCUGGCUGAGUCACGGACUAGGUCGCUCUCUUUAAGACGUUCGCGACACUGCCUCGUAUUGCGCACAUCAGACUAUCAGCAGGUCGCCUCCAGGAUAAAACAGCCACUCUUUUGAUUUGCUUAGCAGUUUUGUGCGAAAAACCGGAGCUCUCUAAAUCGCACUCUCUCUCAUGUUUCUGCUCUCCAUGGUGUCUGUAGAGGGUUUAGGGGUCUGCUAUUUAUAAGAGCAGAAAACGUAUAAUAUUCCCUCUUUCUUUUGAAAUAAGCCACAUUUUAAUUAAGAAGAUAAUUACUUCCAUAAUUAAAAUGCAUUAUAUUAAGAUGACUAAUCCUAAUUAUCUUCAGAAUAUUCCUUUUAUUAAUUAUCCAUCUUAUGUUCGUAUCUCGAAAGAAUACUGGUUAAUUAAUUCAAUAUAGCUUUCAAAGCUAUUCAUUCCCAAAUAAUCAAGCAGAAGAUGGUAAAUAAGAGGACGAAGCUGAAGAGAGCAAUCAAAGCUGAAGAGAGCAAUCAAACACUCAAACCUUCGAACAAAAGGCCUUGUCAUCAUCCUCGUAUCCACCUUCCUCCAUUAUCACAUUACAAUUUGGCCAACCUUUCUCGUUCCAGCCACCCUUUUACUGGUGGUCGCUCCUCUUCCACCUGCCUUUCCUCCCUGAAGAUGAACGGAAUAUCCCAGAAAACCUUAUUGCCGAUGAGUUCCUCGAGUUCCUGCCGAAAAACGGGCGGGACAGGGACUCCAUCGGACUCGCCUGCAUUGACGAGGAGUCAACGAUUUUCCCGGAAAUUGUAGGUUUGUGGAGGGAAUUGAUGAGUACUCACGUAUGGAACGACUGCAAAAUCGACAUUCCCUAUCGAAUGAAAAGGCUCAUUGCUUUUGCUCGAAGGUUUAUGAAGGAUUAGUAAACUGUGAGCGACUUCAGUGGAGCCUUUUGAUGGUCCGUAGAUAUUGGGGAAAACGUUAUAAAACGUAGAAGACAGAUAACUUUCUGUCCGUUUGGUUCCAUUUGGUCACCUGGAGGUUAGGGUAAAUUUUAUGGGCCAAUUAGUUUUGGUCCAGAUUAUAUAAACUCGUGCAUUGCCACCAUACAUCCACGUGGCCCAAUAAAAAAUUGAGUUACCGGUGCUGUACUUUUUACCGCGACAUUGUAGUAUUAUCGUAUUGGCCAAAAAUUAAUUCAAUUGCUGAGUUCCAGAAAAGGGCCUUGAGCUGAAGUCACAUAAAGGAGUGUAUGGAAAACGAGCCCAUCCAUUCAUGGUCAUGUAACUUCGCAGAUAACAAGCCCAAAUCAAGCAGUUAUGUUUCGCUACGACCAAAAGUGUAUAGAAUGACGAACAAAAUCCUGCUCUCUAAACAAACAGAACAGAGAAGGAACUACUUAGUUAAAAAAAGACAAACGGUAAAGAUAGACAUAAUUAGGGGGAAAGUUAAUAUGCUAACUUGAAGAUUCGUUAGCAGAUACUAACUGAUAUCCAAAAUACAUGAACUAAUAUCCAAGUACUAAAGUAUCUACUAUUUAGAGAGCAUAGACUAGUAUUCAAAGUUUUUUAACUGAUAUCCACCAUGAAUCAACUAUUAUCCCAAAUUCACAAACUAAUAUCUAGACAACACAGAAUAGUAUCCAAACAGCACAUAAUUAGUAUCCAAACAGCACAUAAUUAGAAUCCUGAUAACACAUAAGAGAAUCCAGAUAACCCAUAAGAGUAUCCAUAUUGAAUACUAGUUGGUUGAUUGUGGAUAUUAGUUGGUAUCUGCUAUCUGGAUACUAGUUUGUGAUGUUUUGAAUACUAGUCUGUGCUAUCUAGAUACUUAGCAGACUUGGAUAUUAGUUCAAUCAUGUUGGAUAUUAGUUAGUAUAUACUAACGAAUUUUCAAGUUAGCGGAAUAACUAGGCUGCAUAAUUAGCGCUAGCAGUACAAAUGAAUACUAAAAAAUAUAACACUAGUUUGCACUAUAGAUCCUACACUAAUGCUGGUGAGUCGACCCUGGGUCGAUGGGGUGGCCUCGCUGCGGCAUAGUCGCUCUCUGUGUCUGGUGAUUUUUGUGGGGUAAGAUAAGUGAACUAUCCAUCGCUACUUUUUUUUUAUAAAUUAGGGUUCUCAAUGAGUCGAGCUUAUACUAAUUCAAGUUGGAUCCCAAAAGCUUGUCUCCUUUGCCAAGUAAUCCAGCACCCACUAGCUCGGUUUAUGAAGAUAAGAUACCUUUUUAUAAUAGAAUGUAUUCAAAAUG